AUCCAAAAUCCAGUAUUCACCUAUCUGGAUGUCUUCCCUUCUUCUUCUUCUGUCAAUUAGGGCUUUUAUCCGGCCACUAUUUUGCAGCCAAAAUCCCUCGGAAGAUCGCUAAAACCCCUUUGGUUUGCCACCAUCCGAUAAAGAACCCGGCGUUUAGCUCGAGUCCGCAAUCAUGGCGUUACUAGAGCAAAAGAAUGUAGCGGAUGUGAAUAAUGUGAACGCAGGCGCAGAUAUCUCUCCGAACAAUACCAUUUACAUCAACAACCUCAAUGAGAAAAUUAAACUCGACGAAUUGAAGAAAUCGUUGCACGCGGUUUUCUCGCAAUUCGGGAAGAUAUUGGAGAUAUUAGCAUUCAAGACGCUGAAACAUAAAGGGCAAGCUUGGGUUGUUUUCGAGGAUGUUCAAUCAGCUAACAAUGCUAUGAGGCAAAUGCAGGCUUUCCCGUUUUAUGACAAGCCCAUGAGAAUACAAUAUGCAAAAACAAAAUCAGAUAUCAUUGCAAAGGCUGAUGGUACAUUUGUUCCAAGAGAAAAGAGAAAGAGGCAUGAGGAAAAAGGAGGAAAAAAGAAGAAAGAGCAGCAUGAUGCUAAUCAAGUCGGGAUGGGCCUGGCUGCUGGUUAUGCUGGUCCCUAUGGUGCAACACCUCCGCUAUCACAAAUACCCUAUCCAGGUGGUGCAAAAUCUAUGGUUCCUGAGGCCCCAGCGCCUCCAAAUAACAUACUAUUUAUUCAAAAUCUGCCCAAUGAGACAACACCAAUGAUGCUGCAAAUGUUUUUCCAGCAGUACACUGGUUUUAAGGAGGUUAGGAUGGUGGAAACAAAGCCAGGGAUUGCCUUUGUAGAGUACGGAGAUGAGAUGCAGUCAACAGUUGCAAUGCAUGGACUCCAGGGUCUGAAGAUACAACAAAAUCCAAUGUUAAUUACCUAUGCCAAGAAAUAGUUGAAGGUGCUUCUGAUUUUUGCUAUUCAUAGGAGAAACUACAAUCAGUAACUUCAAACUAUAAUGUUUAAGUUUGUAACUACUUUGUGUGUCUGUUGUUUUGAGUUGACAAGGAGGCUUAGGAGUUGUGGUGUAUCAUCUUAGCUAAAACUCUCUUCAUUUCUAUAUUCACUUCUAAAAUUGAUCAGCAUAGUAAAUUGACGAAUUAAUGUGUAUUUAUCUUCCUAA
Molecule: messenger RNA, 1168 nt
Organism: Jatropha curcas
Lineage: Eukaryota; Viridiplantae; Streptophyta; Magnoliopsida; Malpighiales; Euphorbiaceae
Gene: U1A
Product: spliceosomal protein U1A
Molecular function (GO): RNA binding
Source: RefSeq, a predicted model, not a curated record